UACUCUUUUAGUGUUGCUGAUAUUAUUCUCUUGACACGUAGCUCAGUUGGCGAAGUCCAGAGUAGAAUUGUUCUACGUUGCAGACGGUCAGAAAUGUCAGGGUUUGACAACCUCAACACAGAUUUCUACCAGUCCAGCUACAGUGUAGAUGACCACGGGCAACCUGCUGGAUAUGGCUACAGUAACACAGAAGAUCCCUACAAACAGGGUCAAUAUGGUCAGUAUGACUACUCCCAGCCAAUGGGAUACGCAGCCCCAGGGAUGAUGCAACCUCAGCAGCCCUACACCGGCCAGAUCUACCAGCCCACACCGGCCUUCACACCUUCCCCCACACAGUCCAUGUACGGCAGCAGCUUUGACGACGAGCCCCCGCUGCUGGAGGAAUUAGGCAUAAACUUUGACCACAUCUGGCAGAAGACCCUGACAGUGCUCCACCCCAUGAAGGCAGCAGACGGUAACAUUAUGAACGAGACUGACCUGGCUGGACCCAUGGUGUUCUGUCUGGCCUUCGGAGCCACCUUACUUCUCACAGGAAAGAUCCAGUUUGGCUAUGUGUACGGCAUCAGUGCCAUCGGCUGCCUGGGGAUGUACUGCCUCCUCAACUUAAUGAGCAUGACCGGCGUGUCGUUUGGCUGUGUCGCCAGCGUACUGGGCUACUGCCUGCUACCCAUGAUCCUCCUUGCCAGCUUCGGAGUCAUCUUGUCUUUACAAGGCAUGUUUGGAAUAAUCAUCGCAGCCACGAUAAUUGGCUGGUGCAGUUUCUCUGCUUCCAAGAUCUUCAUCUCGGCCCUGGCCAUGGACGGACAGCAGCUUCUGGUGGCGUACCCCUGUGCCCUCCUCUACGGGGUCUUCGCCCUUAUCUCUGUCUUCUAAAUGUUGUCUGUCUACACCAGGGUUCCCCUAACUCGGUCCUGGGGCUCUGAUGCACAUUUCUUUUUUUUGCCCUAGUACCACACAUGUUUUGAAUAACCAACUCUUCAAGCUUUGAUUAUUUGAGUCAGUUGUGUAGAAAUCCAAAACCAAAAUGUGCACCCAGGUGGUGGGACCAGGACAGAGUUGGGGAAACCCUGGUCUAGAACUGUUUUCCAACUCCUAUCCUCCUGUAUCUCCAACAGAACACAUUCUUCCUGUAGCCCUGGACAAGCACACCUGAUUCAACUUGUCAACUAAUCAAGCCCUCAUUGAGUUGAAUCAGGUCAGUUUGUCUGGGGCUACAACAAAAAAAGUGUAUGCUAUUGGAGGUACUGGAGGACUGGCAUUGGGAGACACUGGUCUACACCCUGUAAACGGAUUAACAAACCCAACUAACUUUAGGGCCUGUCAGAGGCCCUUCUGUGCUGCACCCCCAUCGCAGUGGUGUGGCCAGUUACCCUGUCUGUUGCAUUCCAUUUUUACAUCUGCCUACACGGGUCUGCGCAGAAGUUUCAAUUCCAAACCCCUUCUAUUCAGGACUAAGGACCCAUCCACCGACCACCACAGAAUCUUCUAUUCCAUUUAAAGCUUCUUUAUUCUGUAUGUUUGUUUCUUAGAUUUAUUUGAGCCUUGAGGCCUUCAGAAAUUGGUUUGCACAAGUAUUUUCAAUUUUAUUCAACUGAAGCAGCAGAUUUGAAAUAGAGCAGUUAGUUAAUUCUGCCGGCCCUCUCAUGCAUACAUGCACAUCUGGGUACACUGAGGUCAACUUGCAACUCGGAAGAGACAUGUCUUACAAAGCUGAAAUCGUUUUAAAUUGCUGAAACACCAAAGCUCUGUGCCCUUCCCCACUAUAUUUCCCAGCCCUAGGCACAUGGCCUAACAGUGAGCCUCCUUAGCUAACUACAUGUGGUCAAGGGUGUGUUAGUUAUGCAGCUUGUGUGAUUGUAAACUUUGGUCAGUCAGUGCCUGCGUAAUGACAGCUGCACACAUGCAGACUCAAAGAAUUUAUGUCCCAAAAAAAUAAGAUGUUUUUUCAUUUUCUCUAUUGACCAGUGGGAACCAGCUAAUGUGUGCCUCAUGACCUAGUUUUUGUUCAUAUUUCCCGGUACAUGUAUUUUUAUUGUAAAAUGAUAGUUUGUUGAUCACAUUAAAGCUGCAAUAUGUAACCUUUUGGGCGACCCAACCAAAUUCACAUAGAAAUGUGAGUUAUAGCUCUGUCAUUCUCAUUUGAAAGUAAGUCUAAGAAGCGGUAGAUAUGUUCUUUGUACGCUAUUUCUAUGCUUUCCUUAAGUUUCACUGUGUAAUGGUAUUGUACUACAGGUUGUUAAACCACACACGAAGGAGCUCACAGAUCCUGAGUUUUGUCUCCUACACCUUAACUUAAUCCUCCUUUUCAUGCAGUUUGCAUUUGAUCAGUUUUCUAUUGUUUUCAACCCUGUUCCUGGAGAGCUACCGUCCUGUAGGUUUUCACUCCAACCCUGUUCCUGGAGAUCUACCAUCCUGUAGGUUUUCACUCCAACCCUGUUCCUGGAGAGCUACCCUCCUGUAGGUUUUCACUCCAACCCUGUUCCUGGAGAGCUACCCUCCUGUAGGUUUUCACUCCAACCUUUAAUCUAGCGCACCUUCUAAUAGUUAGCUGGUGUUGGAGUGACAAUCUACAGGAGGGAAGUUCUCCAGGAACAGGGUUGGAGACACCCCUGCUGUAGGCUAUGCGUUGAGGGGUUUUUUUGGCUUCAGGUUGAGAGUUUCGGUCUUUUGCCAUUCACUUUGGACUGAUAUUAAAAUGUGGCUUUGGAAUUUUGGUUUCACACACAGGUGUCAUCUGGGAGGCUGUUAAUGAGCACAGGGUUUUAAGGACAUUGGGGGUUUGUGUUUUUUGGUUUUCCUAUAGAUUUGUUUCUGUGCUAAACCUGAGCUCCUCAAAUGGAUGCGUUUUUAUAUUUUUGCCCUCUUAAGCAAAAUGCGGCAAUGAAAAUGGAGUGCUUUUCAAUUUCAACAAAUGUUAAGGGGAUACUGCCAUUCAAAAAAAUCAGAGUAAAUACAGUAAGUAGCCUUUCACGAGCUAGCUGGAACGGCUCAUAGGAGCAGAUCUCCUGAGGUAGCUUGACGUACAAGUAUACCCCCUGGACAGGAUGCUAGUCUAUCGUAGGGCCUUACCCAAAAUCUAUCUCCUUAAUGCUGAGUGCCAGGCAGCGACACAUCGUGUCCCAUUCUUAGUCUCUUUGUAUGAUGCGGCCAGGGAUCAAACUCCCAACCUUUCAAUCUCAGGGAGGACACAAGGCCACUGAGCAAUUACAGUGCUGCUCUUAUAUGGCCAAGUAUUUAUAUACUGUAUCAUUUGUUUUGUACAUCAAAGUCGAUGUUGUGCUUUUGUCAUGUUGAAAUUCUUGAUAGAUGGGCGUCGUGCUUGGGUGGUUUUAUCUGCCACAAUCUAAAUAAAAUAUCUCAUGUCA
This is a messenger RNA of Oncorhynchus masou masou (cherry salmon), 3365 nucleotides long. RefSeq names its product protein YIPF5-like. Lineage: Eukaryota; Metazoa; Chordata; Actinopteri; Salmoniformes; Salmonidae. Bases 94 to 873 code for a protein of 259 amino acids. Gene Ontology annotation, biological process: regulation of ER to Golgi vesicle-mediated transport; endoplasmic reticulum to Golgi vesicle-mediated transport; vesicle fusion with Golgi apparatus. The record is from RefSeq and is a predicted model, not a curated record. The transcript is spliced from 6 exons. Gene Ontology annotation, cellular component: trans-Golgi network; membrane.